AUGGACGCGCAGCCAGACGCGAGCCGAGCAGCAUGGCAGUUCUCAAAUCCUGACGGGGAGGCCAGCCGUGCUGACAAUGACAUGCAAAAUGGUCACUCAGUGAAUGGGGCCCAGGCCAAUGGAGUGUCCGGGUCCUCAGACCACUCAGGUGUGGAUGGCAAGGUAGAAGCAGACAGCGAGAGGGGGGACUGGCCUCUGUCAGCCAGCUGGGGCCACCAGAAGCCUCACAAGAUGAGGGAUACACCUCAUGUGGUCAAUGAGGGCCAACUGGCGUACGAGCUGCUGCUCGCCCUUCAGGGUAUUGUGCCAGCAAUCCUGCGGCUCGACAGCGGGCAGUUCCAGACGGAGAGCUUGAGCCAGGCCAGCCUUUUGAAUUUGUUGAGACCCUCCAUUCAAUCAGGUGUGCUGAGGGCCAACCUGGACACACAUCUGUCAAAGAUGACAUUCCAGGCCAUGUCCGGCCCCGCCCCAGACCCAUGCUUGCAGGCCUUUGCUGCAGCGGCGAUCGAGAUUCUGCGGGAGCAGUCGGUCGCGCUGCAGAGCGUGGCGGAGUCUGUCCGUCUGAGGCGCAAGGCGGAUCUGCAGAACAGCAUCCGGGGGGUGACCCCGGGAUCACUGCGGCACCACCUGGCGUGCGUGGGAGUCACUGCGGCCGCGGAUGAUGACCUCACCGUCUUGGAGGUCACCGUGCACACGCGAACACUGCAGGCACAACUGCGAGCCCUGGCGACUGUGUGCGGCCUGAACUCGCCCGGGGCACGAUUCUCAGGCGCGGAGCUGCUGGAUCACCUGCACGCAAACUUGGAGGCUGCAGACGACGCGGCAGCGCCCCUGCUGCGGCGGCUGUUGUUGGCAGCGUACCGCCCCUAUGCAGAGCAGCUGGAGGGCUGGCUGUUCCGGCCGGCCACCUGCCUGCCGCGCAGCUCCGCCUUCUGCGCCCAGCUCCCAGCCCACUUCGCAAGCCUGCUGCCAAAGACAGCCUCCGCCCAGGCCGUGCCAUGCAGCGUGCCGGCGUUCCUGCAGGCAUGGCAGGGGCAGAUUGUGGCGGCGCAAGACACGGCCAUUCUGGAGCGGGAGGCAUUCAUCUCCUCCCAGCUGGCUGAAGCAGCGGCUGCUGCCAAGAGAGAAGGGGUCACCCAAUCAAGACAUGCUGGGUUCAGUCCUGAGGGCGCUCGAAACAGCAAGUUUGCCGCCCACGAGCCGGCCUUCCUUGGCACCAUGCGCGUACUCACCGCUGCCAGCCCUUCCAGGCCGCAGCAGUGCACUGUCCUCCCCCCCGCCAGCAGCCCCGCCAGCACCGACAGCAUGGCAAGCAUCAGCAGAAGCAGCAGCAGCGCCGCUUCUGUCUGCAGAUCUGACAGCAGCGAAGCCAGCAGCGCUGACAGCAGCCCUGGGGAACCAGUGCACUCCCUCAAGGCGCGCAUGGGGGCACUCCCAGACCUGGGCGCUCCGCAGCCUUCUGCUCUGGAGAUGACGUCCGCGAACGGCGUUUCAAUGAAUGGCCACGGCCCCAGGCUCCCCAAGCCCUGGAUGCUGGGCCGGCAGAACGGCGCACCAUCUCGCGCGGCCAUCACCGGCCCGGCGUGUGACAGCGAGUGCGACUCGGACGACGAGGAGGAGACGGUGCCGCUGGGGGCGGCGGUGGAGGCAUGCAUCGUGCGCCGCGUGCUGUCGCAGUACGCCUGCACCGGCAGCGCAUGCAUCAGGUGCCUGGAGCAUUUGGGGCUGGGGGAGGCGUUGGCAGCUCUGGAGCGCUAUGCCUUCAUGGGCGCGGGGGACUGGGCGGCCGCGCUUGUGCAGCAGCUGGCUGAUGCCAGCAUUUCCGUGGAGGUCCCCGGGCCGCACGACCUGCACCGCAUGCUGGACGCCACCGUGCUGGCGUCCAGCGCAGCGGAUGACCCCUGCUCUGCCGCGCUCAGCCUGCGGCCUGGGAGAAGUCACAGUGCUCUGAUAACACAGCGCAGGCACUCAGCCGUGCUGGGCCUGCAGCUUGGCAUGGAUGUCAGGUGGCCCCUCUCCAUUGUCAUCAGCCAGGGUGUCAUAGCGCAGUACAAUGAAGUUUUCGGAGUCCUGCUGGAGCUGCGCAUGAUGAGCUUGCAGCUGCAGCGGCUUUGGCUGGAGAGCGUGCAUCGACAUGGUCUGGAUGACAGGGCGUGGGUCUCUGCAGCCACCUUGCAGCGAGUGAAGGAGCUGCGCAGCUUCCGGACAGCCGCCGCGCAGCUGCUAGAUGCCGUGCAGGGCUACAUGUAUGCCCAGCUGCACAGCACAUCCCUCUCAGCUCUCCUACAAGAUAUCAAGGGCAGCAGAGAUCUUUUGGAAGCACAGGCGGCUGUCUCUCGCUACCUCUCUGGAGCGCUACAUGCCUGCUUGCUGGACACGGACAUGCAGCACUCAGCGGAGCUCAUCGCGCCUGUGCUGCAAGCCAUCUGCGACUGCCUCGCUGCAACACUACCUGCCCUGAGGUCCACUGAUGGAAACCUUGUCGAGGCCGUCAUGUCCGAGAGGCUCUGGCAGCGCAUGCAUGUCCCUCUGUGCGCCUUCAAUGCGCACAUGCGCACACUUGUGUCCCAGUCAAAGCAGUCUGCAGAUCAGGAAGUCCUGCAGUGCGUUUUGGCGUAUGUAGUCGUGAACGACCACUGGGUGAAGGAGUGA
Coccomyxa subellipsoidea C-169 is the source of this 2652-nucleotide messenger RNA. RefSeq lists its product as hypothetical. NCBI's taxonomy places the organism in Eukaryota, Viridiplantae, Chlorophyta, Trebouxiophyceae, Coccomyxaceae. Gene Ontology annotation, molecular function: microtubule minus-end binding; gamma-tubulin binding. The coding region runs from base 1 to 2652 and encodes 883 amino acids. The record is from RefSeq and is a predicted model, not a curated record. Gene Ontology annotation, biological process: cytoplasmic microtubule organization; meiotic cell cycle; mitotic cell cycle. The transcript is spliced from 15 exons. Gene Ontology annotation, cellular component: gamma-tubulin small complex; equatorial microtubule organizing center; centrosome.